AGAAAAUUGCCAAGCUGACAGUCUUCCGUACUCAUUCUUUCUCACAAACACACUCUCUUCUUACAAUGAACAAAGUAUUGUGUUUUUUCCUAUUAUGCAUGCAGGGCUACCUGCUAACGCAUGCCCUAGACUGUGCAGAUGGGGGCAUGGACUGUGACAGUGGGCAGAUUGAAAGAAAAAAGACAAGGUACAUAAACACAGACGAUGAGAGAGGAGCUCACCGUACCCAAGCCAACCUACCAGGGGCCUUUAAGACCAAGGGCUUCCCCAACACUCUAAUUCAGGCGGACAGGUCAAGACGUCAUCUGAACAGCAAUAAGAAGAGACAGCUGCCUCCUAGAUCAAGAGUAGGCAGUCACUCGCUGCUUAGCCACAACCCUAUGAGUCCUCUGCCAGUAAUGAGAGCUCGAAGGCAUGCUCGAACUGCUGAUACAGUCAUGCUGUCUAGAAUGUGAAGCAGGUGCCAUGGAGAAGAGUGACCAGGAAGAACACAAGAGUCACGGGACGGAAUGUUUGUAGGGGAAAAAGUCCAAAACAAUCCAAAGGCAAAUAGAGCGAUGUAUAUUUUAAGUUCAUGUACAUUUAGUUUAUUGGAGUCUUCACUUAUUUACUGUCAUGUAACAUGCUUAUUGAAGGUUUCUUAUGCUUCAAUGUAAUGAAAAAUAGUGGAGAUUAACCUUCAUAUUAUUGUAAUAUGAAGUAAAUGUCAGUUUUUCCUUAUCAUCCCAGGCACUCCUAUCACAGUCCCUAAUAUAACUUUUAGUAGGUUAAUUGUAGGCAAAAUUUUUAUUUUUCUUCUUGUCAAAUUGUUAUGUGAACAAUUCCAAGGUUAGACAACUUAACUGUAAUCUUACCUGUAAAACUUAAGGUAUUAUUGUCUAUAUUGUUUGGAAAAUAAUAAUGGUAAAAUACAAGAACAUACAUUAACAAAGAGAAAAGCUCAGCAUUUACAGUAUAGGACACUGGAAGAGGUCAAGUACUUUCAGGGAGAUUUUUUAUAUUUAUCAAUCAGUAUAAGUGUUACUCAGACCUGAAAAUCAGUCUGCAGCAAUCAAAUACCCAGCUUAAAACAUGUAUAUUUAACUGAAAGUGCUUUUUUUUUAAAAAUUAAAUAUUAUAAAAAAUCUUACUAAAAGAUCUUUUUUUCUAAUAUACUAAAUUAAAGCUGGUAUAUAAAGAGUACUUUUCAAAUAUAUUUUUAGAUCAGUUGACAGUUACUGAUUAUUGUUAUUGCUGAAAUCAUUUAAUCAUUUAUUAUAUCAAACUUCAGACAGUGAGAGAUUUAGAGCUGUAUUAAAAUUGACAUGCAUUAGUUGUUCGUUAACUAAUUAACUAGAGAAAAAUAUUUAGAGAAAUGAAUGCCAAAUCAGACAUAUUAAAAAAGGAAUGUACUACACAGACUUAAAAUGGUUAGACAUCUACACAUGGCAACAUCAUUAAUCUGAGUGUGUGUGAAUAAAAUGUAACUGUACCAAUGUCCACGGAUUCUCUCUCUCUCUCUCUCUCUCUCUCUCUCUCUCUCAACCUGUUUGGGGGAGUGUUUUCAGUGAUGUGUAUUACUCGCUGAAAUUCACAUGAAUUUUUACUCUGUGCAAACAUCCACAAAACACUGAGAAUAAUUCACAAUAUACUCAUUCAGUUAACCUAGAUGUUCUAGAAGUCCUAAAAGCAGAUAAAGUGAACCCAAUAAAACAAAUCAGACAAAUAAA
Tachysurus vachellii is the source of this 1709-nucleotide messenger RNA. RefSeq lists its product as uncharacterized. The transcript has 5 exons. The record is from RefSeq and is a predicted model, not a curated record. NCBI's taxonomy places the organism in Eukaryota, Metazoa, Chordata, Actinopteri, Siluriformes, Bagridae. Bases 66 to 455 code for a protein of 129 amino acids.